Colletotrichum paranaense is the source of this 1806-nucleotide messenger RNA. RefSeq names its product dipeptidyl-peptidase 3. The coding region runs from base 1 to 1806 and encodes 601 amino acids. The transcript is spliced from 7 exons. Gene Ontology annotation, molecular function: dipeptidyl-peptidase activity. The record is from RefSeq and is a predicted model, not a curated record. Lineage: Eukaryota; Fungi; Ascomycota; Sordariomycetes; Glomerellales; Glomerellaceae. Gene Ontology annotation, cellular component: cytoplasm.
AUGCACCAAUUCCUCACUUACGUGGCAACCUUUUUGUCCAACUUAGGCAACUACUAUGGAUCCGGCGACCAGAAGUUCAUCCCAGCCAUCCCUAGGGCCGUCUUCGCAAAAAUUGCAACCAAGUCUGACAGACUUCAAGCUUUGUAUAGCUCGUUUGCUGACGCUGUCUAUUCAUCACCGCCCUUCAGUCUUGGAUACCCGGGGGAUACCACUCAAAGCACUUACUACCCGGGAAACCAUAUCGAUAAAGAGGAAAUCGCAAUGGUCUCUCAAGUCCUAGAGCAAAACUCUAUUUACCCAGAGAACACCAGAUUGAUGAAAGUAGACGGGGAUUAUGAAUUUGAGUUACAGAUCGCUUCUUCCCAUGAUGGAAGUCUUGGUGUCUUGCCGUUGCCUGACGAAAGAGGCAGCGUGAAGCUCGUGAUGGGGGAUCAUGCAGUUGAGCUGGAAAAAAUGUGCGUCGAGUUGACACAAGCGGCGAACUUCGCAUCCAAGGAGUUCCAGAAAGCCUUCAUCGAAGAGUACGUGGAGAGCUUCAGGACUGGAAGCCUAGCCAAGUAUCGAGAUUCACUGCGAAACUGGGUGAAGGACAAGACGCCGGAGAUUGAGAAUAUUUUCGGCUUCGUUGAGCCAUACAGAGAUCCACAUGGAAUACGAGCCGAGUUUGAGGGUCUUGUUGCGAUCGCAGACGCCGCGGAAACAAGGAAACUGACGAGAUUGGUCGAGAAUUCGACACAAUUCAUUCGCAAGUUACCUUGGGCCAGUCCCGAAAACGACGGAAAGGGGGUAUUUGAGAAGUCUUUGUUUGACCCUCCUGAUCUCUCAAGUAUACAUACGCUGGCAUAUUGCUCCAGUAUCAUAUUUCCGGGAAUCAACCUACCCAACUACAACGAUAUCAGACAAGAGACAGGUUUCAAGAAUGUCAUCAUUGCCAAUCGCAUGGUUGCGGAGAGUAAGGCACAGGGUUACGCAUUCAUCGAAGACUCCGAAGAAGCCGCAUUCCGCAAAGCUAAGUUCCCGACCUACUAUUGGUGGGUUGUUCUGCACGAGCUUCUUGGACAUGGCACAGGCCGGAUGAUGGUUGAAACGGCAGAAGGGGACUACAACUUCGACAUUCAGAACCCGCCCAUUAAUCCUCUCGAUGAUCACCCAAUCAAAUCCUGGUAUAAGCCAGGACAGACUUGGACCGGUCAAUUUGAAGAUCUCGCCACAACAGUUGAUGAGUGCAGAGCAGAGCUAGUUGGGGCGUACCUGAUGGAUGACAAAGAUCUCUUGGGAGUUCUUGGAUUUACAGAUGCCACAGACGUGACAGCUGACGAUAUCGCGUACAACAUGUACCAGCAAUUGGGUGUAGAUGGUCUGCGUGGUCUUGCCAACUACAAUGUCGAUAGCAAGCGUUGGGGUCAAGCCCACAGUCGAGCACACUUCGCAAUUCUGAACUGGCUACUUCAGGACGGCGGGGACUGUGUGGAAAUUGAACAUGACAAGACUGCUGAAACUUUGACAGUCAGAGUCAAUAGAGCAAAAAUGUCCACUCAUGGAAAGCCAGCACUGGGCAGGAUGCUCUUGCAUCUGCACAUGUACCGGUGCACAGCAGAUGUACAGGCAUGUCGCGUUUACUACGAAAUGCUUUCGACAUUGACUCAGGAGCAUCUGGAAUGGCGGAAGGUGGUGGUGGCUAGUAAGCCACCGCCACUUGUGUUUGUCCAUGCCAAUACGUCUCUGGAAGAGGAUGAGGUUACUUUGAGAGAGUAUGAGCCCACAGUUGAAGGUCUCAUACAGAGCUGGGCCGAGCGCCAUGUCUAA